AUGUAUAUCUCUGGCCUCGCUACUAUGUCCUGCAUCUCCUUUCUCUUUGUUGUAUCCCUCCCCUUUUUCCUCCUGCACCCUCCUCCGGCCGCCGCCGCGGCCGUCGCCAUCAACUUCUUCGGCAAAUUCUGCGGCAGCACCGGAAACUACACUGCGAACAGCACCUACCAAUCCAACCUCGACACCCUCUUCUCCUUCCUCGCCUCCAACGCCUCCGCGUCCCCCUCCGGCUUCACCGCCACCACCCUCGGCCGCGUCCCCGACGCGGUCUCGGGCCUCGCCCUCUGCCGCGGCGAUGUCAACGCCACCACAUGCCGCUCCUGCCUCGGCCUCGCAGCGCAGGACGGCCCCGAACUCUGCCCUGACACGAAGGGCGCCACACUUUGGUAUGAUCCCUGCCUGGUGGAAUACUCCAACCAGAACUUUCUGUCCUCGACCAGCAACUCGCCGCAGUUGAUCGGGAUGAGCAGUCAGAACAUAACGGGGGCUGGCACCGGCCAAUUCGACAGGCUAGUCAGCACCCUCAUGAACGCCGUAGCCGACCGGGCGGCGAACGACACGCAGAGGAGGUUCGCGACGGGCGAGGUCACGAACUUCACGGAGGCGUUCCCGACGAUAUACGGGCUGGCGCAGUGCACGCCGGACCUGUCGGCGUCCGACUGUCGGCAGUGCCUCGGCGGUCUGAUCGGCGAGAUGCCGCAGUACUUCGCGGGGAGGCAGGGGGGGAGGAUCCUCGGCGUGCGGUGCAAUUUGAGGUACGAGGUGUAUUCCUUCUACGACGGAGCGCCGUCGCUGACGCUUUCGUCUGCGGCGGCGACCACACAAGGAAAGAAGAAGAAUGUAACCAGUACAGUUUUAGCAGUAACCAUACCUCUAGUGACUGCAUUUGUUAUAAUUUCCACCAUUUGCAUUUGCUUUUGGAGGAGGAGAAGAUCUGCCCCAAAAGGACCACUAUACUACGACGGCGAUGCUGAGGAGAUCAAAAGUGCUGAGUCACUGCUUAUUGAUCUGGCAACAUUAAGAGCUGCAACGGCUAACUUUGCUGGAGAGAAUAAGCUUGGAGAAGGCGGCUUUGGCGCCGUUUAUAAGGGACUCUUGCCUGAUGGACGAGAAAUAGCAGUAAAGAGACUAUCAAAAGAUUCAGGACAAGGGCUAGGAGAGCUUAAAAAUGAGUUAUUUUUGGUCGCAAAGCUCCAGCACAAGAACCUUGUGAGGCUUUUAGGUGUCUGCUUGGAAGAACAGGAGAAGCUGCUUGUCUAUGAAUAUGUGCCUAACAGAAGUCUAGACACUAUCCUUUUUGAUUCUGAGAAACGAGGAUGGCUAGAUUGGGGGAGAAGGUACAAGAUUAUUAAUGGAAUUGCUCGAGGCCUACUAUACCUACAUGAAGAUUCUCAGCUAAAAGUUGUACACCGAGAUCUAAAGGCGAGCAACAUUCUAUUAGAUGCCGAGAUGAACCCAAAGAUUUCAGACUUCGGCUUGGCAAGGCUUUUUGGAGGGGACCACUCUCAGGAAAUUACGAGACGAGUCGUUGGCACAUUUGGAUAUAUGGCGCCAGAGUACGCCAUGCAUGGGUACUUCUCAAACAAGUCAGAUGUAUUCAGUUUUGGUGUUAUGGUUUUGGAGAUUGUAACCGGGAGGAAAAACGCUGGUUCCUUCAAUUCUGAGCAGUCUGAAGAUCUAAUAAACUAUACAUGGGAGAAUUGGACCAAAGGGACAAUAACAGAGAUAGUGGACUCAUCCUUAGACAACCGCUAUCCAAGAAGCGAGGUGCUGAGAUGCAUCCAUAUUGGGUUACUCUGUGUUCAAGAAAACCCAGCAGAUCGACCCAACAUGUCGAGGGUCGUCGUGAUGUUGAGCAGUAGCACUGUGACCCUCGAAACUCCUUCGAAACCAGCAUUUUGCAUUGGAAUGAGUAGCAUGCAAUUCAACAUGUACUCGAAUGCAUCAAAGUAUCAUGGACUAGUAGCUGAACAAUCCUCGAGCAAGUCGAUUCCACCUUCGCCAAAUGAGGUGUCAAUCACAGAACUGGAGCCUAGGUAGUUGGAGAAAGAGAGAAGAUUCUGAAAGACUUGAAAAAGGUCUCGAAGACAAAAUGUUGGUGGAUUUAUCACUUCUAGCGCUUGAAAUAUCGUAUGAAGCAUUGGAACUGUAUUUGUAUCUUAUUGUAUGUGUUUAAAUGUCCUUCGCAGCAGCGAUGAAUAUCUACGUUUCCCUGCAAGUCGAGGCCCGUGUUUUGCACAGGAAGGAGCAGCACAAGCUCGAACGCUUACUCGAAAGCGUCUAGUUAUUAUUAUGGUGUUAACGUGUGAUCAAUUCGAAGAGAAAUUUAGUCACCAGAGGCCAGUUAUCAUAACCCGCAAAGUGGUCUAAGGAUUGGGCAAUAGUAAACUUUGGUGUUUUGCAGUGCACGUCUAAAUCCUUUGAAUUUUCAUUUUUAUGUUGUGAGAUAAUUACGCAAGAAAAUUAAUACUAUACAAACUGACUAUUUCUGUCG
This is a messenger RNA of Ananas comosus (pineapple), 2494 nucleotides long. RefSeq names its product cysteine-rich receptor-like protein kinase 6. Gene Ontology annotation, molecular function: ATP binding; protein kinase activity. The coding region runs from base 1 to 2040 and encodes 679 amino acids. NCBI's taxonomy places the organism in Eukaryota, Viridiplantae, Streptophyta, Magnoliopsida, Poales, Bromeliaceae. The record is from RefSeq and is a predicted model, not a curated record. The transcript has 8 exons. Gene Ontology annotation, biological process: protein phosphorylation.